Messenger RNA from Vigna angularis (adzuki bean), 690 nucleotides. RefSeq names its product NDR1/HIN1-like protein 13. The record is from RefSeq and is a predicted model, not a curated record. The transcript has a single exon. The coding region runs from base 1 to 690 and encodes 229 amino acids. Gene Ontology annotation, cellular component: plasma membrane. Lineage: Eukaryota; Viridiplantae; Streptophyta; Magnoliopsida; Fabales; Fabaceae.
AUGACAUCAGAGGCAUAUGGCCCUCCUAAAGGGUAUGUCUCAAUAGAGAAACAAGAGUAUGGAGGGUAUCCUCGUCCAUAUGGCUAUAAUCCUCGCCGUCGCCGUGGUGGUUUUGGUUUAUGCGGGUGCUUAAAAUGCCUCUGCUGCUGCUGUGGUAGUUGCUGCCGUUGCUGCAUUUAUAUGAUUCUGUUCAUAAUUAUAGUUUUGGUGGCAAUUGGUGUGGCUUUAUAUUACCUUAUUAAGCCUAUAGUUCCUUCCUACGACUUUGAAGGGAUUGAAAUAAAUUCUUUUGAAAUGAGAAAGGAUGAUAUGUUGUACACUGAUAUAGUGGUUGUUGUUAAGGCAGAGAAUCCCAAUGAAGAUAUUGGGAUGGACUACUUGGAAAAUGAAGUUACGGUAACAUACUCAGGGGCUGAACUUUGUUCUGGGGAGAUACCUCCCUUCUUGCAGCCAGGUAAGAACAUAACAAAUAUCAACGUUGAGUUGAAGGGGGAAACGAAAUUUGGUGCUCAAUGGCAAAAUCGUUUUAUGGAAGACCAGCAUGUAGGCAAAAUUCCUUUGUUAGUAACGGUGAAGGUUCCCAUAAGGUUUGUGAUUAAAGAUUUUAUUCAUCUCCACAAAAUUGUCGCUAAUGUAAAUUGCUCCUUGCUUGUUGACAAGUUGGAACCCAACUCAAAGCCUAGUAUUUAG